CAGGUGAGACUUGGAUUCAGGUCUCCCACAUCUGGAGUCACUGGGCUCUGCUGGCUCUGCUCCCAGCUGCAGAGGGCCGACCGCCAGAAAGCCAUGUGUUCAGGACUAGACGGCAAACGCCUAUAGCAGCAUCGAAAGGGAAUGAGCAGCCUCCACGGCUCCGGCAGGCCCCGGCAGGGUCCCAGCCACAGCUGACCCCUGAGGACGCUGGCGAUGCAGACAGAGCGGCCCAGAAGGAGAAGCUCCAUGCAGAGCUGAAGCGGGUUCUCCAGAGGAAGGGCGAGAGCCAGCGCAGCCCCGAGGAGGAGGAGGAGGAGGAGGAGGAGGAGGAGGAGGAGCCCCCAAGCGAGAUGGAGGCACAGCUCAGCGCCAUGGAGAAGACCAUUGAGACAUCUGAACUGCUGGAGGUCAUUGUGGAGACGGAAGCAGAGGCCGGGGUCAGCGGAAUGAGUGUGGCCGGGGGAGGCAAGGGAGGCAUUUUCGUCAAGGACGUGCUGAAAGACUCACCAGCCGCUCGGGUGCUGAGCCUCCAAGAAGGUGACCAGCUCCUGAGCGCCAGAGUUUAUUUUGAUAACAUCAAGUUCGAAGACGCCUUGCAGAUCCUCAGGUGUGCCAAGCCGUACAAGAUCUCCUUCUGCCUGAAGCGGACGGUGCCCAGCAGAGACGUCUCCCGCCAGCCUGGCGCACCCACCUUCGAAGUGAGAGGCCCCAAGGCCAAAGUGGCCAAGCUGAACAUCCAGAGCCUAUCAGUGCUGAAGACUAAGACGAAGAAGAAGAAGAAGAAAGGCCUGGCCAAGGACCUGCGGGAGGCAGAGGGCCGCGGCAGCCACGGGGACCUGGCAGCCGGCAAGCUGGACCUGGCGCCAGUGGACGUGGAGUUCUCCCUGCCCAAGUUCUCCAAGCUGCGCAAGGCCAGGAGUGCCGGGGAGGUGGCAGCCGCUGAACCCAGCCCAGACCGCUCUCCGCACCUCUCUUCCCUGGAGACCAAGCGGCGCAGGCUGAAGUUCCCCCGGCUGAAGGUCAAGGAAGCGGCAGCUGCGGCCGUGGGAGCAAGAGCCGAGGGAGCCCGGGGUCGCCUGGGGGCUGGGCUGCUGCCCAAGAUGGCCAUGGAGCUGAAAGCAGGAGCCAAAGGGGAAGCGGAGGGGAAGGUCCCCAGGUUCACUGUGCCCUUCUCGAAGGCCAGGAAGGCCAAGGAAGAGGCAGCGGCAGCCAAAGCGGACGCCGGAUUCCAGGCCCCGCAGGUGGAACUUGACCUCCCUCCGCUGCCAAAAGUGGGUGCCAGAGCAGAGUCCCCCAAGGCCAGUGCCAAGGGGGAAGGCUUCAGGCUCCAGCCCCCUCAGUUUGGGCUGCCCAAAGUGGAGACAGUGCUGCCCAAAGUAAGUUCUGUGGGGCUGGAGGUCCCAGAAGGCAGCAUCCGUGCUGGGCUGAAGCUCCCCGUGGCUGAAGUGGUGGCACCUAAGCUUGACGUAGACCUGAGCCUUCCCAAACUGGAGGGAGCAGCCCCAGAAGUUGCCCCCAAAGGGGAAGGCUUCAGAAUCAAAGUCCCCAAGUUCGGGGUCUCUGCAGAGGAGGCCGAGCUGAAACUGUCCUCCGUCAAGGCCCCGACCCUCGAAGUCACCCUAGGGAAAGGCAGAGCCAGAGCGGAAGAGUCGGAGGAGAAGCUGAAGCCAGGGGUGACGAUGCCGGCCCUGGAUGUGGAGGCCCCCUCAGUGGACCUAGAGUUCCCCCUGCCCACGGGCAAGGAGGAGGUGGCAGCCCCAGUGGUCUCUGCCAAGAUCCCCUCAGUCAGCCAGCCCAGGCUGGGCUCCAGAGCCCCAGAAGAAGGGGGAAGCAGAUUGCCCCAGGUGGAGCUCAGUGUGGGGAAACCAGAGAGCCCCAAGCUCAAAGCCAGAGGCCCCACGAUCCAGAUCCCUGGCUUGGGGCUUUCCCUGAUGGACCACAAGCUGGAGAGCAAAGAGGGGGCAGUGGAGAGCAAAGCAAAGUUCCCUGGGGUGAAGGUGCCGUCCCUGGACCUCUCGCUUCCCAAAGCCGGUGACCUGCAGCGUCCAGCGGUCGCGGGAGAGCCGCUUGCCCCUGCCAGGAGGGUGAAGUCAGAAGAGGCUGCUGAAGGGGCGGGGUUCAAGUUCCAGAUGCCCCAAGUAUCGCUCCCCAAAUUUGACCUCCCUGCCAAGGCAACACCCUCCCCGCCCCAAGUCCGUGCCAAGUCGCCGAAGCCUGAAGGUGACUCUGGCACGAAGGUCGGUGUCCCAGAAGUGGCGCUCCCCUUGCUGUCGGUGAAAGUGCCAGACGUGCAGCUCCCCAGGGUGCCGCUGCAGAAGCCAGAGCUGUCCCUCUCCGUGGAGACGCCUGAGGUGGAGCUGGCCCUUCCCUCAGCCCGGCUGAGCUCCCCCUCUGCUGCUGCGCCCACACUCAAAAUUGACUUGCCCAAAGUUGGAGUUGAGCUGGAUUUGCCCAAGGUGGGAAGAGACCCUGCGCUCUCCGAGCAGCCCCUCCCAGACCACGAAGCCACGUUGCGGCUGCCCACGCUCGAGACAAUAAGCAAAGGCUUGGGGGUGGAGAUCUGUGUCCCCACAUGCCAGGUGGACCAGCCGGAGCCGGAGCCCAGUGGGAGGAGGGUGUUUGAGGGGCCGGAUGUCGGCGGGAUGGUGGCCCGAGUCCCAAAGGUGGACCUUGCUUUGGGGAAGGAGCUGGAAGUGGCCGAAUGGGAGCCAGGGACUGAGGUCAGCCUGGGCCUGCGGGGCAAAGCACUGCUGAAGGCCGGCCUGGGGCUGGAAGGCUCCGCCGUGGGCCCCAAGGCGAAGCUGCCUUCGGUAGAGAUCCCGGCCGUCAAGCUGCCAGACAUGACCGUCGAGAGCGGCAAACGCCUCGAAGCCGAGUCCAAGCUGAAGUCGACCAAAUUUGCCCUCCCCAAGUUCAGCAUUUCUGGCCCCAAAGUCCGGAAAGCGAGCCCCGAAGCACCCAGGGCCGAGGGCCCAGAAGCUGCUGACAAAGGCUCCAAGCUGAAAAUGCCAAAGUUCGGGAUCUCUUUCCCCAAAUCCAAGUGGGGGGCAGAGGGGGACGUCCCCAAACUAGGCCUCAGCAUCGAAGGGAGAACAGCCCAGGAGGCCUCUGGUGUGGCCUCUGAGCCUCAAGUGGGUGUGGAUUCUUCUGAGAGCAGAAUGAAGUUGCCCACGGUGGAUGUGGAGAUGCCCACAGUGGCCGUGGGCAUUGCCCUUCCCAAGGGCUCUGGUGAAGAGGCCGCAGGCACCUCCCCGGAGGUGGGCGUUGACCUCCCGGACAUCCAGCUGAGAGUGCCAAAAUUCUCACUGCCCAAGUUUGGAGGCAAAGGCAAGGAGAGCGAUGCUGAGGGCAGGGAGCUGGGCCUGAAGGGGGCCAAAGCCAAAGCAUCCAAGUUCAAGAUGCCUUCCUUCGGCGUGAUGCGCAGAGACGGGGAGGCGUCAGGCCUGGGGGCGGAGGCCAAGGCCAAGCAGGGUCCUGGAAGCCCCAGGGAGAAGCCGCAGGGCCCCUUCGGGAAGGUGCCGAAGCUGACGAUGUCCUCCCCCACCGUGGCGGAAGCGGACAAAGGGCAGCUGAGCCUCCAGCCCCCGGAACUGGACGUGAAAAUCCCCCAGGUUGAGCUACUCAAGGUCAGCACCAAGGAGGCCAGGGUGGAGGAGGGGCUGCUCACGGGGGCGGAGAGCCCCGGCCUCAAGGCCAAGAUGCCGUCGCUGGAGAUUGCCAUGCCAGGCCCCGGAGCCGGAGGGGAGAAGCCGGUGGUGGAUGUCUCGGAGGCGGACAUCCGCCGUUACGAGGGAGAGCUGAAGAUCCCCAAGGUGCCUUCCGUCGCUGUGUCUGCCCCCAGGGUGGAGCUGGGCAUUAGCCUACCCACCACCGGUGCGGAGGAGCCCGGGCCUCACGGAACCCCCAGCGCGGAGGCCAAGAUCAGGCUGCCGAAGGUGGAGCUGCCAAAGUUUGGGAGGGGCGAGGAGGACAGGGCAGAGGCCGCAGUGCAGCUGCUUGGGCGGAGGCUCAGCCUGGGGAGGGAAGGGGAGAGCGGGGCAGAGGGGGCAGCUGAAGCCUCCCUCCUGGGUGCCAAGAUCCGCGUGCCCAAAGUGGACCUCUCCUUGCCCAAGGCGAGACUUUCGGAUGCGGAGCUGCCCCUGACCGGGGCAGGAGAGGUGGCCGGCACAGGGCUUGAAGGCAAGUUCAAGAUGCCUUCGUUUGGGCUUCCAAAGUUCUCAGCCCCCAAAAUGAGGGCCCCCGACGUCAGCAGGAUGCCUAAAGUCACAGUGAGUGGUCCGGCGAUCAAGCUGCCCAAAUUUGGGGGCUCCGGCUCGGAUGGGGAAGGCGAGGCCGAGGCGGAUCUGCCCAGGGUCCCGCAGCUUGAGCUGAAAGCUCCCAAGCUCAGAGGGAGCCUGGAGGUGCUGAGCCCUGAAACCGGGGCAAAAGAAGCCAAGAUCAAGAUGCCCUCCCUUCCCCUUGGCUUUGGCCUGGGCAAGCCGGAUCUGGAAAGCGGGGCGGGAGCCGACGAGGGCAAGUUCAAGCUGAAACUCCCGUCUGUGAGCAUCUCCAAGGCAGGCACCGAGGCGAGCGCGGACACCCAGCCCCUCUGCCCCCCUGCGGAGGGGGCAGACUUCUCCUUCCGGAUGCCCCAGAUCGCGUUGCCCGACGUGGGCUUCUCCGUGGACCAAGAGGGGAAGAGCGAGGCCAAGGGGGAAGCGGGGAAGCUGGCGGGGGUGGCUGACCUGGAGGUGGGUGGGGGAGGGCUGAGGAUGCCCAAGGGCAAGGGGCCGGCCUCCGGGGGGUCCGGCCCCAAGGGGGAUGUGAGGGACGCAGACCUAGAGGGGAGGAAACUGGCCUUCGAGUUGCCCGGUGUGGAGCUCUCGCCCCCCGGCCUCAAAGCUCAUGCAGAGUAUGAAGUGGAGGGGGCCCAGCCCCGGCACGGGGGCUCCCAGGAGCCAGAGGGGGCUGGGCGCAGGGGUGUUGAUGGCCGGAAGAGCCCGGGGGGCAAAGGGCAGGCCGCCGAUGGCGACGCCGGGAAGAAGUACAAGGUGAAGCUCCCCAAGUUCGGCCUCUCCUUGCCCAAAGUGGGGCUGGAGGCCGGGGAAGGCCUCCCGGGGCAGGAGGCGGAGGCCAAGGGGAAGAGGCCCGCGUUUGCGCUGAGCAGGCCCAAGGGAAAAGGGGCCGAAGGCUCCUCUGGGCUCCUGGAGGGGGAGGCUGAGGCCGACAGCAGGGGGGGCAUGAUGGCCAGGCUGAAGCUGCGGCCUGCCUUUGGCCUCUCCCUCUCCAAGCCCAGGACGGGGGUGGAGGUCAACGGGGAGCCCGAGGGGCCCUCCUCCUCCUCCUCCAAGCUGAAGGUGCCCCAGCUGGGCUUCUCCGCAGCCAACGGGGAGGGCGCGGAGGCCUCGCCGCAGAACGGCAGCGCCCAAGACAGCAAGGGCAAGCUGGGCAUGAUCCGGCUGCCCCAGGUGGAGCUCUCGUCUCCUUCCAAGGCGCCCGAAGCGGACUCAGAGCUGAACCUGCAGCUGGUGAGAGCCGAGGAGGCGGAGGCGGCCGUGGCCCAGGGCGGCUUGGGCGCCUUCACGGCUCUGAAGGCCGCCAAGUUCAGGUCGCCCAAGAUCAGCUUGUCGGGCUUCAAGAAGCGCAAUGGGGAGGCGGAGGCGCCUGGGGCCAUGGUCUCCUCUGCUGCCCGAACGGAGAUGGCGUCUUUGGAAAGCGCCAAGGGGGAGAAGUCCCCAAAGUUCAGGUUCCCCAAGCUGGCGCUCAGUCCCAAAGCCCAUGGGGUGCUGGAGAUCUCCUCUGAGCACCCGGAGGACGAGGGGGGGCUGAAGAUCAAGCUGCCCACGGUGGGUUUCUCUGGGGAGGUCAGCUCUGAGGAGCAGGUCCUGGAGGCUGUGGGGAGCCCUGGGAGGGUUGCGUGAGGUGGGCCCUCCUGCACGCCCGGCAAGGCGGCCCUUGCUCUCGGUCACGCUUUCUUCCUCUGUCAUGUUUCGCACUAACCACAAGGGGAGGGGGCGGCCUUGGCACUGGGCAGGGGGGGGAGGGAAGCGUCUGGGUCCCCCCCCCCGUAUGGUGGCCUCCGUUCCCUUUGCCAGUCCCUCCAUGGAGGCCACUGCAGCUCCAUGGCCGGGCGCCGUUUUCUCAAUGUGAAUGAAUGUUCCCGUGCCGCUUGCUGGCUCCUCUUUCGGUCUUAAACUGCCCCCUUCCAGCCCCCAAGAAGGACCUGGCAAGCAGCUAACCCUCCAGUUCCCCCCCCCUCUCUUGGCCUUUGACGCUUUCUGACUUUGGGGUUAGAAUUCGAUUUGGGGGGCAGGCUUGCUUGGAACGCUUCGUGCCCUUUACCUGACAUUGACACCUAACCAUCGAUGAAGGGCGCUUUGGAAGACCUGGUCCUCUUCCCCCCUUUACCUCAGUGGCUGCUUUUAUACAACUUAAGUUAAGAAUUCCAGGGGUGGGGGGAGGAGAAGAGGGCAUUUUGGUGCUUCCAGAUGGAGGGCUAGAAAUUACGAGGCCUUGUACAGUUCUUCUCUCUUUUUCUCCUUUACGGACUUCUGCGUUAAGGAAAAAGAUGGAAGACGUGGUAAGAAAACACUGCUGGGUUCAGACAACAUGAUAACCAACAGUGGUUUAAGUAGUCAACCAUCAGUUGAGUGGUCAGCAGUUGGUUAGUGUGUGGUCUGUCGGGCUCAGUGGACUAUUUUGCAAGGUCGAGGGGACUGUUUUGGCUGGCAACAAAGUUCCUGGGCAAGAGUGGCCAAAACCACACUGGACGCUCUGCUACAGCCGGCACAACUCACAGAGGCUGUUGGGAUAGCACCAGGAGGAGGGAGAGCAGGGAGAGGGGCGGGGGCUGUGUCAGUCAAACACCGGGUUGACUAUUAGUCCACUCGACACCAGCCCCAACCACUCCAUAGUUGUGUAGGAACAUGUUGUGUGGGGAGUACUUGCAAAAUAACCAACUGUGAGUUGUCUAUUAACCCACCAUUGACUAAAGCGUUGUCUGAAUGCAGACUGUGUGUGUCUGUAUGUAACUACUGGAAGGAGAUACAAUCCAGACCCCCCCUCCCCCAUCAACAUUGGUGAAUGAGGCAGGACGAGGGCACCCUAAAUGCCUCAUCUGGAAGCAACCAUGGAGAGGAGAGGACUGUGGUCAGUACAGGGACCUUUUCAAAGAUGGAAAUGACCUUGCUAACUUGGUUAUUAGGGGAAGCUGGAUUGCAGGAGAUCUUGGUCCUGGCAUGUGGAGGACACAUUCAG
Messenger RNA from Elgaria multicarinata webbii, 7236 nucleotides. It is a transcript of the gene PRX, whose product is annotated as periaxin. Gene Ontology annotation, cellular component: nucleus; cytoplasm. Gene Ontology annotation, molecular function: protein binding. The coding region runs from base 351 to 5900 and encodes 1849 amino acids. The transcript is spliced from 7 exons. NCBI's taxonomy places the organism in Eukaryota, Metazoa, Chordata, Lepidosauria, Squamata, Anguidae. Gene Ontology annotation, biological process: regulation of RNA splicing. The record is from RefSeq and is a predicted model, not a curated record.